AUGGCGGACGAUAAAAAGGGAGAAGACAACGGCCGCAGUCUCAGCGGUGGCCUGUCCUUGACCAGGACCGAGGUCAGCACCUUGGACAGAGAGGAGGGGAUUCGGAGGAUUGGGACGCUGAAGCUCAGAGGGAAGACCGAUGAUCUGCCUCAGGAUUGGUGGUUUGCCUCGACGGCCAUUCCUCUCCUUGCUGCGACAAUUGGUCCUAUGGCAAAUGUGCUGUCGAUUGCAGCUUUGGUCUCGAAAUGGAGGGUUACACUGCCGAACAAUGGACAAUUACCGGAGGGAUUGGAUGCUCUGGGAGUAGACAUCCCAGAUCCGCACUGGGAGGUCAUUUUGAAUGCGAUAUCUCUGGCUUGUGGUUUCUUUGGCAACUUUGCCUUGUUGCUGAAUUUCACAAGGAGAGUGAGGUAUAUUGUUGCUUUACCAUUGACAAUCAUCUCUUGGUACUUUGCUACGAGCAUUCUCAUUGGUAUCAUCGUGGCCAUGAACAAGUAUGUUCCUCCUAUAAGACCCGGUGAAACCUACUCUCAAGGCUUUUGGCAUGCUAUCAUCGCAGCAGUGCUCUACCUAAUUAGCUCUAUGCUUCUGAUGAUCAACAUGCUUGGAUAUUUUCUCGGCCACUACCCACAACAUUUUGACCUUGACGAUGACCAGCGAACCCUCAUUCUUCAAACCAUGAUGUUCUUCCUCUGGCUCGCCGGCGGCGCAGGAAUUUUCUCCAAAGUAUGUGGCUGGAAGUACGCUGAUGCUCUCUAUUUCUCGGAUGUGACAGUUUUGACCAUAGGCUUCGGAGACAUAACGGCCAACAACGACCCAGGCCGUGGAUUCGUCUUCCCGUUUGCAGUCAUAGGUAUCAUCUUCCUAGGUUUGAUGAUCAAUAGUAUUCGAAAGUUCGCUACCAGCAUGUCUAAAGAAAAGGUUAUCAAGGCACAUCAACUUCAUGAGCGAGAACGGACAUUUGGCCGCUCAGUCACCAGCGAGAAGGAACUACGAGAUCGUCUCGGUUUACCUCCACGUAGGGACUCUGACGCCCGACGCGCUUCCACCGGGAUCCGGAAGCAGUCCACUGUUGGCACUCUAAGGGAUCGCCGUACCUCCCUUGAGCAGUACGGACAUUUCGAUGUCCACGGCCGCACCAUCACUUUCCACGAGCACAAAAGCAAGGCUCCAGCGGGUGGUGGGGGGCGUGGCGGAGCGGGCAGAGCCCACAAGCCUAAAGCACCCCUGAGCCGAGAUGCCAAGAUGCAAAUGCGAGCAGCUGGCAAAGACGCCCACGUGAAGCGUCAAAAUCGCCGUGAGAAGCUCAUCCUUCUCAAAGAAGAAAAGGAUCGUUUUGAGGCCAUGCGGGAGAUCCAGUCCAACACCAGCAGAUUCAAGCAAUAUUACGCACUUGCAAUGUCAGUCUUUGCCUUCGGCAUCUUGUGGUGUGUUGGUGCUGCCAUCUUCAUGGUUGCCGAGAAACGGAUUCAAGAUCUCACUUACUUCGAAGCUCUGUACUUCUGCUACGUAUCCCUGCUCACUAUCGGCUACGGCGACUUCUCACCCAAAUCCAAUGCUGGAAAACCAUUUUUUAUCGUCUGGUCACUGGUCGCUGUGCCCACCAUGACAAUCCUCGUCUCAGACAUGGGCGACACCGUCGUCGCGGCUGUGAAUCGAGGAACCUUCACCCUUGCAGAUUGGACCGUGAUGCCGAAAGAGGGCGUCUGGCACGAUUUCCUUCAAAAGCAUCCCCAACUUAAAGAGUGGCUGGAACGGAAAACCAAAGAGCGAGAAGCGAAGAAGAGAAUCGAGCGAGGUUUCGGGUUGCAAAAUCCGGACGAGGAAGGUGGGGCAAUCGAAGAAGCUGAAGCAGCUCAGCCAACGUUGGAAAAACUCGCAGAAGAAGCGCCUGAGCAGACAGAACAUGAACUUGCAAGAAAACUGGCAGUGACGAUAAAGCACGUAGCCAAUGAUUUGCGGACUCCUCGCCCAAAGAAGUACAACUAUGAAGAAUGGGUAGAGUUCACACGCUUGAUUCGCUUCAGCAGGAACACGCCAGAAGAAGUAGCGAACGAAGAGGAAGAGGAGGGCUUAGUAGAGUGGGACUGGAUAGGAGAAGAUAGUCCCAUGUUGGCAGAUAUCAGUGAGAGCGAGUGGGUUCUCGACCGGCUUUGCGAGAGCUUGAAUCGGUACACGAGGAAGAUGGCUAAAGAUGGCAGAAAAGCACAAGAACUCCAAGAUCUUCACGACAAACAUUAUGCUCCCCGCUCUCCAGAUGAAAUAGCGGACAUUGAUUUCGCGCAUGAAACCCGCGGGAAAGCCCAUUAUCCUGCACACCCCGGUCCUCGGUCCCCGCAGCACUCCCGACUCCAUCGUAACCCGGACUCGGGUACCUCGACCGUCUCUCCUGUCCUCUCUCGCGGUCCUUCCGGUGACCAGCAAGUGCAGAUUUUCCACCGCAAGAAGGAUAAAGAGAAGGAGAAGGAGAAGGGCAUUGAAGGUGGGGAUGUGGGGAGUAGUGAGGGUGGGGGGAGUGGGACGACGACUGUGGAGGAGGAGAGCCUAAAGCUGGAGGAGGAAUUUGAAGGGCGAGAGGUAAGGGAGUGGGCUACGAGGGUUAAUAGCCGGGGUGAUGAUCUUGAUGAUCAAGGGGCUGUUGUGAACCCUAGCAGCCACGACUUUGAUUACACGGUGUUGGGGCAUGGGUGA
Messenger RNA from Hyaloscypha bicolor E, 2691 nucleotides. RefSeq names its product voltage-gated potassium channel. Lineage: Eukaryota; Fungi; Ascomycota; Leotiomycetes; Helotiales; Hyaloscyphaceae. Gene Ontology annotation, molecular function: potassium ion leak channel activity. The coding region runs from base 1 to 2691 and encodes 896 amino acids. The record is from RefSeq and is a predicted model, not a curated record. The transcript has 5 exons. Gene Ontology annotation, cellular component: membrane. Gene Ontology annotation, biological process: stabilization of membrane potential; potassium ion transmembrane transport.